Molecule: messenger RNA, 7109 nt
Organism: Mizuhopecten yessoensis (Yesso scallop)
Lineage: Eukaryota; Metazoa; Mollusca; Bivalvia; Pectinida; Pectinidae
Product: dynamin-binding protein-like
Exons: 21
Coding region: 423-5312 (1629 amino acids)
Cellular component (GO): cytoplasm
Molecular function (GO): protein binding; guanyl-nucleotide exchange factor activity
Source: RefSeq, a predicted model, not a curated record
UGUGUUAGAAUGGCGACUAACUGUCAAGUGAAAGUGGUUUAGUUACUGAAAAUCGUUAAAAACAAAGUUUGUGGGAGUGCCAUGCCAUUGACAGAUUUGGUUGGACCGUGUUAGCAGGCCGAGUUUGAAGGCUACUGGUACCUCUUUCCGCUGCUACAUCACGUUUACUAUCGCCUUCAGGUUAUCCAGAAUCCUAUCUCCUGCAUAAGUAUUAGGAAGUGAUAUCUCAUUACCAUAGCAACAAUGUAACCGUGGCUUCCAACAGUCCUCUUUAGUGAGUGUGAUGGAACUGAUAUGGUUUAUAGUUUAUGGGCCAGUGAUCCUUUCUACCAAGUAUGCCUGUCCAUCUGACUGACAUUUAGCAUGCUGUGGCUGUUACGAGUGUCUGAAGGAUACCAAAGGUUGACCUGCCUGAUAUCAAGAUGAAGCCUGAUGUGUCAGAUUAUGUGGACCAGUAUGUCCGUGCAGUGUACGAUUUCAACUCGACACAGAGAGGGGAAAUAAAUCUCUCAAAAGGGGAGAUAAUUCGUGUGUCAUCAGUGGUGGACAGUAAUUGGCUGAGGGGAAGGAAAGGAGACAUUGAGGGAAGUUUCCCGGUGAGUUUUGUGGAGAAGAUAUGUUUACCUGCUGUACAACUCGGGCAGAAGGUGUUUGGGGCUACAGAGAACUUUCCUUCUCAAGAACAAGGCGACCUGCAGUUCAAGAAAGGUGUAGUGGUCAUUGGUCUGCACCGAAUAGAUGAUAACUGGUGGGAGGGUAAAUCUGGAGGUCAUAAUGGGAUAUUCCCAUUGACACAUGUGAUGGAGCUAGAGGUCCCCUCCUCUCUUCGUGAGAGGUCCAAGAGUGUGCACUCGUCUGAACCAAUGUUUGCCAGAGCCCUUAGGGACUCGGUGGCCCAGCUGGACGAGGAACUAGGGUUCAAGGCUGGGGACAUGAUCACUAUCAAAGAGGUGGUAGAUGCAGACUGGUAUAUUGGAGAGCUGGGCAGUCGCUCAGGCAUGUUCCUGGCAUCCUGUGUUGAGCUAUUACAAGAUACCACUGCCCAGGAUGAUCACUGUAAGACCGACUCACAUCAGGAUAACUCCCGUCAGAACUCCAGUGCUGCGGAGGUGAACAAUGUAAAAAGUAAGCCAUACCAACCAAAUUCUUCUCUACACAAAAGUGAUACAAAUUCUGUAGGUCCUACAGAUAAUACUGUAUCAACUACGAACUCCAAUGUGUCUUCAGAUGCUGAUUUGACUUCACGUUCCACCUCACAUGAGUCAGACAUCACACCGUAUGCACGAACUCUCUACCCCUUUGUAGGACAGUCUGACGACGAAUUGACAUUCCGUGGAAAUGAGAUGGUGUAUCUUAUACAACAUGUGGAUGAUCAGUGGAUAGAAGGAGAAUUGGAGGGGAAAACUGGACUGUUUCCUGCCUCUUACGUGUCCAUAAUUGUUGAUUGCCCUUAUGCAUCUGGUCCAGUAUCGACAGAUCUUUCUUCUGUCGACCAGUCAAGUAAUCAGUGUUCAGUGAUUGGUGGGUCUGAGGAGGUGUCAGAGGGCAGUGUGGACCCACAGUUAAGGAAAACUGAGAGUGUAGUGCAUAAGUUCAGUGGCAGUGAUCCCAAGGUAGGUCGUUAUGGACUGGUCAAGUUCACGUUUGUAGAGGAAAACAGUGGAGACCUGAGUGUCAUGGAGGGAGACACUGUUCUUAUUUUGAAACUUAUUGAUGAGAAUUGGGUCAUGGCCCAGGAUGACAGAGGCAAGGAAGGAAUAUGUCCUAAAAGUUUUGUAGAAAUCUUUGAUGAUAGUCCAGACUUCCAGCCACAAGGAAAGUCAGUUACAGAGUCAGUCAGGCCAGUUGUUGAUGAACAGUUAGCUGGAGUUCAAGUUUACAAGUCACCAAUGCUCAGCAAACAUCAUUCAUUGAACGAAAUUUCAAAAAAUCAAAACAUUGAUAAACCCAAGUCAUUGGUGAAACCUUUGGUGUCCCCAAAGCCAACCCUUAAGCCAAAACCAGCAUUACUUCCAAAGCCUGUUGGGCCCAUGAAGGCCACCUUCCUGUCCAGAGUACACGCCGUUGAGGAGAGUAGCAGUAUGCAGAGGUCUCCGUCCUCUCCUGUGUUACAGAGUGCCAUGGUUCCAGAUGCAAACUCAAAAACUAAAUCUUCCUCUACUUGUGAACUAGAUAGGAUGGGGUUGGGUCAGCCACCAAGAUGGACUGAUGGGCCCGCGAUCAACAAAAACCUUGACUUUCUGAUUGCUGGUGAGAUGGAGAAGGCAAUGGAAGAGACACGUUCCCGAAGCUCAAGCAUUCAGAGUACAACCUCCUCUGGGUCAAGUGUCGGCUCAGUCACAAAAGAUACUGAGGCUCAGGGGUCACUGGCUGUCCCUAUGAGAGCAAAACGUCCUCCUCCACCUAGCCAAACGUCUAUCAACCAACACAGACACACUGUAAAUUUUCCAGUGACCUUUGACUCUUCUGCAACUCAACAACCACGCUUCAGUAAACAGAACAGUCUUGCAACAUCCCCAGGCCUGAAUAGCGGUAAUGAAAUAAGUGUUGGUAACUCCACAUUCUUCACCGACGUCUUGAUCCCAGAUCGAAAAAUCCCUGUCAUGAGGAAGCCUCCGCCUCCUCAAAGGACUGCAUCCAUUGAUACUUUUGACCGCAAGCUGUCAUUGAGAAAACCUCCUCCACCUCGCCCCACAGUCCCUCGGGGUAGUUCACAGGACACUCGGACUGGCAAGACUGUACCUCAUAGGUCUGCUCCCCGCCCUCCCAAAAAUGUGCGUGUUCCGUCCCGCCCCGCUCCACCCACCCCUUCACAGAUGUGCCCUCCUCCCCCCAAGCGACCACCUCCAAGGAGACCUUUGUCAGAGGAAGCCAUUGAAAAGUAUGAAGCCAAUGCCGAGAUCAUUCGGGACUUACGUAACAGGAUACAGGAGGUAGAGCAGGACUUGGAGAAUUGUCGUAAGUGUAAGGGUGAGUUGGAAGUGAUGCUGUACAACAGUCCAGAGGAAGAUCGUGCAGAGGUGUACGACAAUGUAGAAUUCUAUGAUGAAAACAUCAAAGGUCUUACAGACGAGUUGCAAAACCUGAGGGAAACUCUUCAAAAACUGUCUCCGGAGGAAAUGGACGCUGUUGAACAACAGAUGGCCGAAGAGAAACAAAGGCAGGAAGAAGAGAAACGACAGAUAGAGGAAAAGAAAAAACAGGAAGAAUUGAUGCAAAAAAGAAAGGAAAAGCGAUCAAAAGUGAUUGAGGAGUUGGUCCACACAGAAAAGGACUUUUUACAGAGUCUUCAUCUGUGUAUGGAAACUUUCCUUAAUCCUCUGGCAGAAAAGCACCUUGAUGUAGAUAUUGAGCUGAUAUUUGGGAACAUGGAGGAGAUUGCUGAGGUGUCACAACGGUUGCUAACAAUGAUGGAGGAGGCAGUCUGUGCUAGAGAGUUCCAGGAUAUCAUUAUAGGUCCAUGUUUCACAUCACUGGCAGAAGAUAUGAAGAAUGUUUAUGCGCCAUACUGUCGUAACCAUGACGAUGUUAUCAUGGUCAUGGAACGUUACCAUACAAACCCAUCCAUUAAUGAGUACUUUGAGAGAAUGCUGGACAUCCUACGUGAACAGAGUGUCGUGUUUGAUGUGGGAGCUCUCCUUAUUAAGCCUGUACAGCGUAUCCUCAAAUAUCCCCUCCUGCUGAACGAACUCAUCAAGACAACAGAAGAGGGCCACAAGGACAAGUUAGAACUACUUGAUGCCAUCAACACCAUGACAGAUGUGGCAGCAGCUAUCAAUGAGUACAAACGCAGGAAAGACCUGGUUUACAAGUACAAGAAGAUCACUGAUGAAACCCUUGGAGACAAACUGGCCAAACUUAGCCUUCACUCACUGAAGAAAAAGGGCAGUCGCUUCAAGGGCCGACUAUCGACAUCUAUAGGGCUGUCCCCACAAACUAAAGAUGAAACCUUUGACAAAGAAGAGAGCCGUUUCAGGUUAUUGGAGAAAAUUGUGAGGAUUUUUGUACGAGACAUACAGGUGUACAUGGAACAAGUUCAGGAGUCUAUGCAUUAUCAUGAAAGUCUGGUGGUCGAUGUAGAGGAUUUCUAUGAGGAGGUUCCGAAUGUACUCUUGAUAGAGAAAUACAAACAGGUCCACAACCUCAUUGAAAGCCAGUUCCUGCCUGGAUUUGUGACAAGUGUAACAGAUCAAGUUAUCUCCCCUUUGGAGCGUCUGGUUCAGUUUUUCAUAGCUCCAAACAAGGUGAUACAGAAACGAUAUGACAAACUGCUUGACUAUGACUCCAUGUUACGCAAGUCUAAGGAUGACAAGUCACUUGAGAAGGCUCUGGGAACAACAAAGAAGGACUAUGAGGCGAUGAAUGCCCAGUUACUAGAUGAGCUGCCCUCCCUGUACAGCCUGUCACUAAGCCUGCUCCAGGACUGUGUGGCAGCGUUUGUCAGUGCUCAGCAGGCCUACGCUGAUGAUGUCUUACACAGGAUGUCAGAACUUCUAGAUUUGUCGUCGUUGCUGUGUACAGAUCACAGUGUGAUGGAUGUAUUUAACCACAAGCACGUGUCUAUAGUGGACAGAAUGUCACUACUCUCCUUCAUACCCAAGGGCUUCAACCCUCGCAUGGAGCUUAUCAAACAGGACAAGAAGGCUAAACAAAAGACAAUGGAUGUCGCAGACAAGGAAUGUGGGGGCCAAUCAGACAGUCAGCGCAUGUAUGUGACCCAAAAAUACCCCUCAGACAAACUGUACAUAGUUAACGAGAAAUAUACCCCAACAGACACCAUGGACAUUCCCCUCCUGCACAGGGAGUUAGUCGGUGUAGUCAUGGAAAAGGACCCAUUGGGCAACAAGGAUCGGUGGUUUGUUGACAAUGGAGCAUCCAAAGGUUUUGUACCUAAGAAUAUUCUUACACUCUACCAAUCCACGGCUCCACAAUCCUACUCACCUCCUCAAACCUCCACCACAGUGACUAGGACCUGCUCCAUACUGGAGCCUGUACCUGUUGGAGGGGAGAGAGGGACGGGGCUAGCAGCAGCCAAUGUGGAGGACGAUGAGUUUGACUUUGCUUUAGAGGAGGACAUGAGUCCAGAAAUCACAGAGGAGAUCAACGUUUCCAGCUCGAGUGGUUCUGAAGAGUUUUACUUUGCGGAGUUUGGAUUUGAGGCAAGGACUGUUACAGAAGUAUCCAUGUUCGAGGGCCAGGUCGUCACAGUGCUAGCCAAACACGACCAGGAGGGUAACACAGAGUGGUGGCAUGUCGAUGCCGAUGGGCUCCGGGGCUAUGCACCUUCUAUCUACCUCAAACCCAUGAGCUGACUCUAGGUCAAGGUCAGGUCAUCGGGGUCAUUGUAGUGUCAGGCAAUCACUACCACAGUUGAAGGACUGGGCAUGUUCAUCUGAUUCCAGUGUUUGGACUAGAGCUACGAUUGUGAUAAAGUUUGGAGAAUACAGGUUUUUUACUGUGAGAACUUGAGAAUAUAUGUUUCCUAUGAGAUGGAGGUGUAAUGUGGUGCUGUUAUCCAUGAGAGUUACAGACAAAGAAAUAUGCAAAGGAUUUUUUGGUAUGGUUUAUUCAUUAUGACAUUUGAUAGGAAUGCAAAAAAAGCAUGCAUCUGUAAAACAGACAAUAUCAAGGGAGAUUACUCUUAACACAAAUGACAGGUAUAAUGUGUUAGGCAAUGAAGGGUAAAUCAUGUAGAAUAACCAACGGAGACUUACUGCAAGGCUAGUGUGUAAUGUCAAAGUUCAACUUAACUAUGGUAUUACAUUUAUUCAAGGUAGAUGUACCCCCAAAAUGUAAGUGAUACGUGUCCUCACGGAUCUCUUGUUUACUCGAUGGACUCCAAUGGCAGGUGUUCAUGUUAUUGAGAUUGUGGUCAAGGAAGACAUAUUUAUAUUACUUAUCAAUUGAUAAUUGUGUAUGUCUAUGUGUUACUAUCUACAAAUGAUACUGAUGUCUUCCCCUGGAACACUUUUUUUGUGAUGAUCACUACAUGAAUAUUAAACAAAAUUCCAAAAGCCUCAUUGAAAAUACUUGUUAAAUCAUUCUAGGAAAACACAAAUAGAUUGAUAAUUUUUUUGAGAAGAAUCUAUCUGCAACCAGUGAAAAAUAGAGGUAAAAAUAUAAGAAUAGGACUACAACACCUACAACAAUCAAAAGUUAAAAUAAUGUAUAGUUUCUGGAGCAUUUGGAGAAAGAUUUGACAUUUUGAGUAAAAUGAUGUAUGGAUUGAGAAAUUCUGUUAAGUAUUCUCAAAAGUGAUAAAAAUGGGUUUCAGGAGAAAUGUGGAUGAGACAUUGCUGAGAAGUAUUUUUAACUUACUAUAGAUUAUUUGUGUUAUAAUUUAUACCAUGAUGACAUUCGGGUACACUGCAAUAAUGUAGAUGUUACAAAAUGCCUUUUGUGAUUGUUUAGGUCUAUACUUGUAUUGUUUAGGUCUAUACUUGUAUUGUUUAGGUCUAUACUUGUAUUGUUUAGGUCUAUACUUGUAUUGUUUAGGUCUAUACUUGUAUUGUUGUACAUGAUGUAUAGGCCUAGCAAAGUAUUGUGUGUUUCAGGUUUCAUCACUCCAAAGACUCGGUUAGGUCAGUUGGUACCUUUAUUAUGUCCUCUAACUGAAUGGUAAGGAUUUACUGUGUUCCUCUGCCUUCUCUGUGGCCUACAAUUGGCUGAAGCCUCACAUAAAAUAUACUUUGUUGGAGGAAUAAAUAACAGAUACACUGACAUCCAACAACAGACUUUUAACAUUUAUCAUCAAGCUAUAAGUACUGUUUAAUGUGUGCCUGAUAUAUAGAGAAGGAUUCCAAACACCCUAGAUAACUUGUAUUAUUGAGGUCUAACACUGAAAUGUUUUAUACAAGCUUAGAAUAGAAAUGUUCUCCAAAGAAAGGUUAUUGGAAAAAACCAACACAAUAGGCUUAUUAUAUUUGGAUAACAUUUAUUCCAAUAGGGCAAGCUUCCAUCUAGCUUGUUUAUCUUUCUGCACCUGGUUAGUGCAAAUCGAGCAGGCCAUGUUUGGCCGCUCAUGGCUGGCUAUAAGUUACAGUUGUGGGAUCGCACAACGUUACACGAUGUGCGGUGUGUGAAUGAUGUGUGCACGAAGUGCGAAUGAU